This is a messenger RNA of Peronospora matthiolae, 1158 nucleotides long. The record is from the annotation of a GenBank genome assembly. Lineage: Eukaryota; Oomycota; Peronosporomycetes; Peronosporales; Peronosporaceae.
AUGAAUAUGUUGGAUGAUGAAGAUGACCAAAGCUUUCACGCUACGCGUGACGGCUACUCCCAUUUGAGCGAUGUCGAAUGGGAUGCGGUUGAACGAAUGGGUUCGACCAUGGGCAUCCAUGCUGUUAGCGUCAUGCUAGAGGCUCUCAAUAGAGAUGCCCAACAUGCUACUAUCGCCAAGUUCAUUCAAAAUGAACUUGACGCAGAACGCGAGAAAGUAGCCUUGCUUCACCAACAAGGUUCUCAACAAGCAGAGUUGUUGAGAGAACAAGGUGCUCAACAGUUUGAACUGUUGAGACAGCAGCCGGCUGCUGCUGGCGGGGGGUCGAUGCACUCGCGUCGGCCCGAGACUUUGAAGAUUGACAUCUCAAAGUAUAGGGGAGUCGAAGAGGACUCCCUCUUGAGAUGGUUCGUCGAAUUGGAUGACGCCAUAAGGGCGCGUCGCAUCGACGACGGGGAUAUGCAAGUUGCAUUUGCCCAGUCAAAUCUGGCAGGACGUGCCAAGACUUGGGCACUGGGGCUCAAGCUGCACGACCCAUACGCGUUUGGGUCGUUGGAAGUCUUCAAGUCGCGGCUCAGACAAACGUUUGAACCGCCUAGAGCUGAGUUCAGAGCUCGAACCGAACUCUUGAAGCUCAAGCAGGGUAAGCGUGAUGUGCACGCUUACGCUCAACAUAUACGACAUCUCACGAGUUGUAUAAGUUCCAAUCCGGUGGAUGAACACACGUUGGUUUCGGUGUUCAUGCAGGGUCUUGCGGAUGGUCCCGUCAAGACUCACCUGUUCCGGCUUGAACUAGAUUCACUAGAACAAGCCAUUUCAAUUGCGGAGCAGGAAGACUUCAGUCUGAGACAGGCUCGCGCCAGCUCGACAUCAUAUCGUCAACCGAGACGAUAUGACAACGGAGGUCCAGAGCCGAUGGAACUCUGUUAUGUAGAGAGCGAGAAGGCUCGCUCUACAGGCUACAAGAAGUUGCAGAGAUGCAACAGAUGUCAAAAGACAGGACACUACGCUUACGAGUGUAGUGCCCCUCGUCCAGUGUCUCGCGACACUGGGCGUAGUGACCGUCCACCCAUGAGAAAGGGGCAGGGACGAGGGUCCGCAGUUGGUGCAAAGACGCAACAACGGGAUGGACCGUCAAAAAACGGACAGGAUCAGUAG